AUGAGAAUUCCUUACAAAUUACAGAUCUUUAUGUGGAAGGUUAUACGUAAUGCACUUCCUGUGAAAGCGAAUUUUCACAUAACAACUGCAGAUGAUAAUAUGUGUGUCCUGUGUAAUACUCAGCAAAUAGAAGAUAUCAAUCACCUUUUAUUUUCCUGUCUAUUUGCUAAUGCAAUAUGGAAAAAUUGUCUACCUCAGCACUUUAAUUAUGUUCAACAGUUUUCUACUCUUCAGGAAUGGAUUGCUUCGUGGCCAACAGAUUCGAUCAUCAACUUUACUUCAGACACUCCUUCUUUACAUGGAAUGAUUGCAACUAUUUUGCAUAUAUGGAAAUAUAGGUGUAAAGUUCAAUUUCAGCAAGAAACUGUUAACCCUAACUCUGCUUUACUGCCUCUUUUUAAGUAUCUCGCUGAUAUUGUCAACAUUACUCAUGCAUCACAUACUAUACAUCAUGUAGAGCAUGUAUGUCAUUGGAGUCCUCCUCCACCAGACUCUUUAAAAAUCAAUGUGGAUGCUUCUUUUCAUAAGCCUUUUCAUGUGGCUGGAAUUGUUAUGUUAACAAGAAAUUCUACAGGCUCUUAUGUUGCAGGAAAAGGAGUUCUUAGAAGAGUGAAUCAUGUUCAUCUAGAUGAAAGUUGGGCCUUACUAGAAGCUAUGCACUGGGCAAUACAAAACAACUGGAACAAAGUCAUCUUUGAGUCUGACUGUAAGAAUGUAGUUUUACCUGUAAAUGAAGGUUUGCUUCCCUACUGGCAAUCUUCUCCUCUGUUAAAUAAGUGUGUUAAGAUGUGUAAUAGUCAUAACAGCUGGUUCUGUGUGUAUGUCCCUAGAGUAUGUAAUAAGGCGGUAGAUUGUUUGGCUAAAUCUGUCCUUAGAAGUUAUAAUCCUGGAGAAUGGUGGUUUGUUCCAUCAACAACUCUCUAUGUAAAACUAGCUAAUGAUGUAUCCUAA
Papaver somniferum (opium poppy) is the source of this 951-nucleotide messenger RNA. RefSeq lists its product as uncharacterized. The record is from RefSeq and is a predicted model, not a curated record. The transcript has a single exon. Gene Ontology annotation, molecular function: RNA-DNA hybrid ribonuclease activity; nucleic acid binding. Lineage: Eukaryota; Viridiplantae; Streptophyta; Magnoliopsida; Ranunculales; Papaveraceae. Bases 1 to 951 code for a protein of 316 amino acids.